AUGCCCAACAUCUACAUCAACCUUUUAAAACCCUUAAACAAAAAAGUCAACAAACAAUCACUUCUACCUCACAAUGGAUCAAAACCCAUCUCAACCAGCACUGUCCCAGUCCCCACCCACAAGCAAAUAGCCCAUCUCAUUUUAGAUCAAAAAUCUGCAAGCCAAGCUCUCGAGACCUUCAGAUGGGCAUCCAGACUCGCCAAUUUCACUCACAAUCUAUCCACCUACAGAGUCUUGAUCCACAAGCUUUGCACUUUCCGGCAAUUCGACAUUGUCAAUCAAGUGCUUGACGAAAUGCCGAAGUCAAUUGGUUUGCCUCCGGAUGAUGACAUUUUCGUCACCAUAGUACGCAGUCUUGGCAGGGUUAAAAUGACACGGGAAGUGAUCGGCGUACUUGACUUGGUUUCCAUGUUUGGAAAGGGCCCUCCAUCUUUGAAACUGUUCAAUUCAAUUCUUGACAUUCUUGUCAAGGAAGAUAUUGACGUUGCAAGAGAGUUCUACAGGGUGAAAAUGAUGCGGAAUGGGGUUCAGGGUGAUGAUUACACUUACGGAAUUUUGAUGAAAGGGCUUUGCUUGACAAAUAGAAUUGGUGAUGGGUUUAAGCUUCUGCAAGUAAUGAAGACUCGUGGCAUGAAGCCAAAUGCCGUUGUCUAUAACACGUUGAUCAAUGCUCUUUGCAAGAAUGGCAAGGUUGGGAGAGCUAGGAGCUUAAUGGGUGAAAUGAAGGAAUUUAAUGACGUGACUUUCAAUAUUUUGAUAUCAGCAUAUAGUAACGAGAAUAAUAUUGUGCAGGCUCUUACUAUGAUCCAAAAGUGCUUUAGUAAUGGGUUUGUGCCGGAUGUUGUUCCUCUGACUAAGGUGAUUGACAUUCUAUGCAAUGCAGGGCGGGUUUCCGAGGCAGUUGAGAUUGUAGAGAGAAUGGAGGAGAAAGGAGGGACGAUUGAUGUUGUGACUUAUAAUACUCUGAUCAAUGGUUUUGUCAGAAUAGGGAAAGUUAGAGUGGGGUGUCGUUUUCUUAAGGAAAUGGAGAUAAAGGGAUGUCUGCCGAACACUGAGACAUACAAUGCCUUGAUCUCUGGUUUCUGUGAAUCCAGGAUGUUGGAUUCAGCUCUUGACAUGUUUCACGAAAUGAAAAGAGUCGGCUUAAUUUGGAACUUUGACACCUACGAUACAUUAAUUUAUGGUUUGUGUUCUGGUGGAAGGAUGCAAGAUGGGUUUAAGAUCUUGGAAUUGAUGGGAGAGAGUGGAGGAGUUUCUAUCAGUCGCCUCAGGCCUUAUAAUAGCAUUAUAUACGGUUUAUACAAAGACAACUGUUUGGAUGAAGCACUAGAUUUUCUAAAAGACAUGAGAAAUUUGUUUCCUAAGGCUGUGGAUAGGAGUUUGAGGAUACUUGAUUUCUGUCAAGAGGGUAGUAUGAGGGAAGCAAAGAAUCUUUUUGAUAAGAUGAUUGAAGAAUAUAGUUUUCCAAGUGCUCUAAUUUAUGCAAGUUUAGUUCAGGGAUUUUGCCAAAAUGGAUGUAUGAAGGAAGCUGUCGAGCUAGUGAAUGGGAUGAUGAGUGUCGGUUAUUUUCCUGUUGCAUCGACUUUUAAUGCCUUAAUCGGUGGGUUCUGCAGGCAGGGAAACAUUGGGAGCGCUUUGAAGUUCAUGGAUGACGUGAUGGAAAGAGGAUGUUUGCCUGAUUCUAAAAGCUACGGUAUUUUACUCAAUGCGUUAUGUAGUGAAGGCAACGUUCAAAAAGCUUCGAUGUUGCUUCUGCAAAUGGUCGACAAUGGUAUUCUUCCCGACUGUCAUUCAUGGAAUGCAUUGGUUCUCUGUCUUUGUAAGGGAUCGGAAUGGAUAGAACGCAAGAAUAUUUUCCAUGUGCAUAAACUAUUACAGUGCCUCGUAGAAACCUGA
Messenger RNA from Fraxinus pennsylvanica, 1896 nucleotides. The record is from the annotation of a GenBank genome assembly. Lineage: Eukaryota; Viridiplantae; Streptophyta; Magnoliopsida; Lamiales; Oleaceae.